This is a messenger RNA of Pollicipes pollicipes, 580 nucleotides long. RefSeq lists its product as uncharacterized. The record is from RefSeq and is a predicted model, not a curated record. The coding region runs from base 233 to 580 and encodes 115 amino acids. The transcript is spliced from 3 exons. NCBI's taxonomy places the organism in Eukaryota, Metazoa, Arthropoda, Thecostraca, Pollicipedomorpha, Pollicipedidae.
CGGGUCGGCGGCCAGCGGCGACCGCUCGCCGGGGCCCAUCAACGGAGCCGCAGUGCCACCACCGGCGGCGGCGGCCAGCCCCGAGCGGCACAACGUGGACGCGUUCGUGCCGGACGGCGCGCUUGAUGCCAACUUCCUGGACGAGGUGACGCCCCAGGCGACGCCCUCCAAGACGGCGGCCGCGGCGCCGCCCGGCUCCGACAGUGAGGACGACACGGCGGCCGGCAAUCCGAUGGUGGCCGGGUUCCAGGACGACAUUGAUGACCUGGAGCUGGUGUCGGGGGCGCCGCGGCACGACCGCCACGCGCUGCCCGACUCCAGCGACGAGGAACCGGCGCCGCCGCCGCCGGCCAGCGCCGUGGACUUGCCCGACGCGGGGGCGGCCGGCCGGCGGCGGCGCGACGUGCGACUCGUGGCGCCGCCCCCCGCGCCCGACGAGUCCAUCGCGGCGGCGGUGGAGAGCGAGCCGGAGGAAGCGUCGCAGAAGGUGCAGACCGACAGUGGCGCGGAGGCGGCGCACAAGACGAAGAAGAAGAAAAAGAAGGACAGGAGAAGGAGAAAGAGGUCAGCGCCGUGGUGA